Messenger RNA from Gopherus flavomarginatus (Mexican gopher tortoise), 2530 nucleotides. It is a transcript of the gene B4GALT2, whose product is annotated as beta-1,4-galactosyltransferase 2. The transcript has 7 exons. Gene Ontology annotation, molecular function: glycosyltransferase activity. The record is from RefSeq and is a predicted model, not a curated record. Bases 248 to 1351 code for a protein of 367 amino acids. Gene Ontology annotation, biological process: carbohydrate metabolic process. Lineage: Eukaryota; Metazoa; Chordata; Testudines; Testudinidae.
GAGCGGAGCGGAGGAGCGGGCGGGAGGCCCCGCCCGCAGCCCGCGAUGGGCGCCCCGUGGCCCGGACCGGGCGCUGCCGCUGCUGACGGGGCCGGGCUGCGGGGCUGGCGGAGGAGCCGGAGCCGCCCGCACUGAGCCCGGCCGGGCCGGGAGAGCUGCCCGGCCCCUGACACUCGGACCGGACCGGUGCCUUGGCGGGAACCGCCCCGGAGCUCGGCGCACAUGCACGCCCACCAGCGCCCGGAAGAUGACCAGGCUGCUCCUGGGGGUGACCCUGGAGAGGAUCUGCAAGGCCGUGUUGCUGCUCUGCCUGCUGCACUUCGUCAUCAUCAUGAUUCUCUACUUCGACGUCUACGCCCAGCACCUGGACUUCUUUAGCCGCUUCAAUGGCAGGAACUCCUCCCGGGCCCAGUCCUCCAACUCCUCCCGGCCCAACGGCACCGCCCCCAGCUGUGGGCCGGCCGGCGCCGCCCCAGCCUCCAGUGCCAACCGCUCCGGCACUGAGAAGCCCUUACCGCUCUGCCAGGAGGUGCCGCCUGGCUUAGUUGGCCGGCUCCUCAUCGAGUUCAACUCACCCAUGAGCAUGGAGCGGGUGCAGCGGGAGAACCCAGACGUGCGGGAGGGUGGCAAGUACGUGCCCGCGGACUGCCAGCCCCGUCAGAAGGUCGCCAUCCUCAUCCCCUUCCGCCACCGGGAGCACCACCUGCGCUACUGGCUGCACUACCUGCACCCCAUCCUACGCCGGCAGAAGGUCGCCUACGGCAUCUACAUCAUCAAUCAGUACGGCGAGGACACCUUCAACCGGGCCAAGCUGCUCAAUGUGGGCUUCCUGGAGGCCCUGAAGGAUGAGGACGACUACGACUGCUUCAUCUUCAGCGAUGUGGACCUGGUCCCCAUGGACGACCGCAACCUCUACCGGUGCUACGAGCAGCCGCGGCACUUCGCCAGCGCCAUGGACAAGUUCAGCUUCAGGCUGCCUUACGCUGGCUACUUCGGGGGCGUCUCAGGCCUGAGCAGGUCCCAGUUCCUGAAGAUCAACGGCUUCCCCAAUGAGUACUGGGGCUGGGGAGGCGAGGACGACGACAUCUUUAACCGGAUCUCUCUGAAUGGCAUGAAGGUGUCGCGUCCCAGCGGCCACAUCGGGAGGUACCGCAUGAUCAAACAUGAGCGCGACAAACACAACGAGCCCAACCCACAGAGGUUCACCAAGAUCCAGAAUACCAAGGUGACGAUGAAACGGGACGGCAUCAGUUCCCUGCAGUAUCAGCUGGUGGAGGUGACACGCUGGCCCAUGUACACGAACAUCACAGUGGACAUCGGCAAACCGCCCUCACGCCCAGCCCGGGGCUAGCACCUUCCCCCGGCCCACGGGAGCCUGAGGCUGGAGCCCAGGGCUGGCCGUGCCCUGGCAGGGGAGGCUCUGUGCCCUGGGCUGGCUGGAUGCAGAGGAGCCUUGCCGUGGCCCUGGGGUGCGGAUCGAACCAGGACGUGUUCGGCCCCCUCUGCCUGCCUUCUGGACAUGGCUGCACCCCAGAAUCCCCCCUCACCGCACGCCAGUUAGCCCUGCCCUGCGGGCCGGGGACAAUGCAGCAGCCCCCCACUAUCCAAAACAGCCCUAGCCAGGGGCUUGGGGGAACUUCAGGAUCUUGCUAACAAGCUCCCCUCCUUUAUGAGGAGAUCCAAGCACUGAACUCCUCCUGCAGCUUCCCUGGGGCGGGGAUGCUCUGCGCUGUGCUCCUGGGCCGGGCGCGCCACCCCAUUGCUGCCCUGACUGGCUCAGUCUGGGCCAGCGGCAGCAGGGGCUCUGUGCCCCAUGGGUUCAGCUCUAGCUGGGCCAGGGCUCGGUCUGUGGUGCUCGCAGGGCUCCCGUGGGGCAGUAUGGCUGGGAGAGGGGCCAGUGUGGCUUCCUCUCACCAGCUCCCCCUCCCGCCCUGCCAUGUGGGAUGCCUUCUCCCAGUGGGGCACAGGGCUCUGAGCACAGACGCAGCCCCUCUUGCUGUCUUCCUCGGCCAUCUCAGCUAGUGCUUAGAGCCCAGGCCAGGACACCUGGGUCCUAGUCUCAGCUCUGCCCCCCUUUGUGCCUCAGUUUCCCCCUGCCAGGGUCUCAUGGGCUGGCCCCUCCUGCACACUGCAGCUGUGUGUGUGGAUGUACUGUAUCCUGGGGGCUUCAAAGGGACUAUUUCCAUCCUGGCCCUGCCCGUGGGCUGCACUGAGGGUUUCAUAAAUUGGGGGAGCCCUUGUCUGCCCUGUUCCCUCCCUGCAGCCCCCCCGAGCAGCCGCUCCACUUAGCAGAGCAAGGCAUCUCAGAGCCUGGGGAGGCAUCACACCAAAAGGGCUGCGUGUGCAAGCUAGGUUGGAGGUUCUGUGGAUCUCCCCAGCUGCAGGCCCCGGACCCAGCCCCUCGCACGCUGUCCCCUGGUGCUUCCUGCUAGGCAGCCCUGCACCUCCCCUGCCCGCUGCCUCCAGCUGCGCCUGCUGCUCACCCCCCCAAGGGCCCCUUUACAACCCAGAACAUUCCAGCCCCAGGGCC